AAGAACCGGUUGGACCGCGUUUUGACUCAAGUCACCUGAAUGAAGAAAUGGAGAACUAGUUUUACCAAAGCGAGUCAGAGGGAGAUCUAAAGCGAAACACAAGAAGGGAGAGAAAACAGGCUGCAGCUCCGGGUACCAAGUCCAAGCGGCGACUGACAGGCAGCAGUCGACGCUUCGUCUCUCUGCGCCGCUCUCACGGUUGUCUCGGACUUUUAAACACUUCGUAAAGUUUUUGUUUUAAUGAAAACACGUUUGGAGGAUAAAAGACUGCGGUGGAAUCAGUUUGGUGUCCUACUUCCGAGGCAGGCUGUCCCGGGACAAACGCACACAUCUGUAAUAACAAAUACACGACCACAGCGACAGACACAGUGAAGCCCCACAGUGAGGAGGACUGUGUGUGUCAACAUGCCUGUGCGACAGAAAGAUGCUCAGCGAGCCCUGGAGCUUCUCCAGCAGUACCGGGCCAAACUUGACCAGAGGCAGCAGAAUCAGAGUCGGACCAAACAGGGCCAUGUGGAUGAUGACCAGCAGCUGCAGCAGUCUCUGGACAGAGUCAUCAAUGUCUUUCAGAGUCAGCUCUUUAAUGCUCUGCUUGACAUUCAGGAGUACUACGAGUUGACCAUCCUUCAAGACAGUAAGUGUUCUGUUGACCAGACAGACGGUGCAUGGAACCUCCAUGCUUCCGGUAACCUGCCAGCAGAGCACUCAGCUCAGGCACAGCCUUCUUCUGCUCCCCGGAGCCCCCAAGCUUCUGAGGGAUCAUCCCAGCUCAAACCUCUGGCCCACAGACCCAAGUCAGUCAAGUCCCCUGCCCCUCCAAUCCCAUCUGGAAUACCCACAAAGAAGCCAUCUUCCCCUACAAUACAGUCCAUUACACCUCAGUCACAGCCAUCUAAGGUCAAGUACCGUGCUCCUCUCCCUCCUGUCCAGCCUGGAUCCCCCAUAUCAUUAGCAUUAGAGACUCAGAACAAGCCCUUUUCUCCCUCUGCAGCCACAUCCCCUAGGUUCACGGUGAAUGGUGCAGAAACCCCGACUGGUUAUAUAAAUAAACAUUUUACUGCCACCAACUCUCUUUCUUCGGAAAGCUCCAACACCUCUGGCAAUCCACAACCCUGUUCUGCCUCUCCAGACUUCAACCUGGUGACUGUCACAGCCCUCGUCUCCAGCACCAUCCAAGGCCUUGUGUCUCCAACCACUCCAAACAAAGAUACCACUACCAGCCCAGGUCACAACAGAGUCCCAGAUGCUACCAUAAUCUCUGGUCCUUGCUCAACCAGCAAGGACCCAGGCAUCGACAGAGUCAUUCCCAGCACGAGCCCAAUGAGCCCCAACAGAGGAAAAUUUAGCUUCAGCAGCCCACCUUUGACUAAAGGGCCUCACCUGAGUCCAACCAGCCCUGGGCCAGGAAAAGUCACCUCCACUAAUCCUAGUCAUGGUCCAACCAGCCCGAGGCCACCUACAAUCCCACUGACCCCCAACAAGAAGUAUCGGUAUCAAGAAGAGGACGGGGCAUCACCGGGUGCCCCGACACUCCAUCAACACCCCUGCCAUCAGCACCCAAUGGGAGUAGCCAGAGAGCUGAGGGACAGGGGGACCCUGGGGAGGGAAGGGAGGGAGGGGGGGACCUGGAGGAGAGAGGGAGGGAGCACUGGGACCACGGAGAGAGAAAGGGAGCGGUCACUGGGGAGGGAUGGAUCUCUCAGUCGCCACCCCGGUGACCUACGGGGCGCGGAGCUUGUUCAGGUGGCGGAGCGGCAGCUGUCUCAGAUUCAACACGUUCAUGGAUACAUCACUCACACACACAUCACACCUGCUCAGGUAGAAUCACCUGAGGUUCCCUUUGAUGACGAGGUGUGGCCUCACCCAGAGGGAGAGAGACUGAAUGAAGUACCACCCCCGCCUUUCUCCUCCCUCUAUUCACAAAGCCACGCUUACUACCAGGCCAAUCCCCCUCCAGUGGUGGUCAACACUGACACCGUUGAUACCCCCCCAUAUGUCAAUGGAACAGAAGCAGACUAUGAGUAUGAGGAAAUCACGCUGGAGCGGGGAAACUCAGGACUGGGGUUCAGUAUCGCUGGAGGGACCGAUAACCCUCACAUCGGAGAAGACCCCUCCAUCUUCAUCACCAAGAUUAUACCUGGAGGGGCUGCAGCCCAGAAUGGACGACUCAGGGUCAAUGACUGCAUAGUCCGGGUAAAUGAGGCAGAUGUCAGGGAGGUGACACACAGCGGGGCUGUGGAGGCACUGAAGGAGGCUGGAGGUCUUGUCCGACUAAGUAUACGACGCAGGAGGAGCCUCACUGAGAGAAUCAUGGAUAUCAAACUGGUCAAAGGGCCCAAAGGGUUAGGGUUCAGUAUAGCAGGUGGAGUUGGAAACCAACACGUCCCCGGUGACAACAGCAUCUAUGUGACUAAGAUCAUCGAGGGAGGGGCUGCACAUAAAGAUGGACGGCUACAGAUAGGGGACAAACUUGUAGCUGUGAACGCCUCCUGUUUGGAGGAGGUAACUCACGAGGAGGCAGUGGCUGCCCUGAAGUCCACUCCUGAUGUUGUUUACCUCCGUGUGGCCAAACACACAUCCCUUUUUAUUAACGACAACUUCCCUCCACCCGACGUGACUAAUUCGUGCUCCCCACAUCAAGACAACCAUAUAAGCCCCUACAUGAGCGGCAGCCAUUCUGUAAGCCCCGCCCCACUGACCACGCCCAGAUACUCACCCCUGCCGAGAGCCAUAACCGGAGACGACGACAUCUCCAGGGAACCCAGGCGGGUGGUGCUCCAACGGGGGUCCACAGGACUUGGUUUUAACAUUGUUGGAGGGGAGGAUGGAGAGGGAAUCUUCAUCUCCUUUAUUCUAGCUGGAGGUCCAGCUGAUCUGUGUGGGGAGCUACGGAAGGGAGACCGCAUCCUGUCGGUGAAUGGUGUGGACCUGUCCAGUGCUACACAUGAGCAGGCAGCCGCUGCUCUGAAGAAUGCAGGACAGAAUGUUACCAUAGUAGCACAGUACAGACCUGAGGAGUAUAGUCGUUUCGAGGCAAAGAUUCAUGACCUGAGGGAACAGAUGAUGACCAGCAGUGUCAGCUCCAGCUCCACGUCACUCCGCUCCACACAGAAACGCACACUUUACGUCAGGUAAUGGACACACACACACACACAGCAGACAGAAGUGACUGAUUGUCUAGUGUCCUUCAGCAUGACAUAACUAUUAUAAGGUCUUAUCUCAGCUGCAGCCACUACGUUUGGUGUGUGUCUUCGAGACGCUGAAAGAGAAGUAAUCACGUCGAAAAGCACAAUUAGAUUGUCUGGCAAAUACUGUCUAUCACACAACACAUCUAUCGCCUGUCAACUAUCUUGUAUCAGUGUGCUUGUGUGCUCCUGUGUCCUUGUGUCAUCCUUAUCCUCGCCUGUCCAGUUUUUUCAGUCUUCUCUGAAUCACCCAGUCCCUCCUUAGUUUCCUGUACACACACACUUUUAAAGUCCUUUCUUUACAAGGAUCACAGCAUUUGAAGUAUUGAUUCAACGCUAGGUCACUUAUAAGUCACAAUGGAGCACUCGAGAGAUCAAUAGAAUCGAAACAGAGACAGCAGCUCUAAUGGUCACACUGAUCAUUGUUAGGCUCAUUGUUUUAGUCAUUAGCUACAAACAAAGAGCAAAUAUGAGCCAGCCACAGUCAACUAAAAAAUGAUAUUUUUAUUCACAUGAUGACCAAUCAAAGGGAGAGAACGAGGGAGUUAAAUCAUCAUUGAACAGUAUAUACUGUACAUUAUUUAUAGGAGAAGGAGAAGCACAAUUCAAUUUAUCCAAUCAAAAUUAAGAUCACACUAACACUGUGACAACAGUCACUUAUUCUGUAACAAGAACAGGAACAUGCUGCUUCCUCUGAGGUAGGGUUGCUCCAUUAUCACAUUCUGAUUAUUCAAUAAUGAACUCCAGAGAGAGACCAGGUUCAGGACUAUAACAUCAACGGUUCAACGACAACAUCACAUCUGUGUCUGGUCAGGCUUGAAAGGAACUUGUUAGGGAGUUUUACAAAUGUCUUUUAUCUGUCAUAGUAAAUAACAUAGAUUUUGUCUCAGCCAUGACUAAUGACUAAUGAGCCUAAAUUGGCUCUUGGUGGACAUUGUGAGUGAGUCUUGUGCUGGUAACAUAUCACCUCUAUUUUGUAUCUUUGUUUUUGUGGCCUAGAAGGAAAAUGCAGCAGCAGCCGGGUCAGAGUCACCUUGAACUACUCACAUUCUCUCACACACUGACUCACACUCAGGGCAGCACUGUGGUCAGACUCUAUAGAAGAAAAAGGUCACACUAAUCCCUCUGGGAGCUGUAGUCAUCCAUUGACUUAAAAUUGCUGUUUUAUUGAAUAUGCACCUAAAUUAUGAUUCUCGUUUUUGUUGGAGUCGAUGCCAGAGGACCCACAGUGCUUUUUAAACCCUCCAAUGACAUACCACCAUUAAAACAAAUGACUGUCUUUGUGAUGUGUGAAUGUAAAUUCAAUAGAAAACUAUCGGGAAACAUGCAGCUGCUUGCAGUCACCCUUGUUAAUUUUUUUUAAAUAGGUAUGAUUGUCACAAGCAUAAGUUAAGUAGCCACUG
This is a messenger RNA of Larimichthys crocea (large yellow croaker), 4588 nucleotides long. Its product is annotated as disks large homolog 1. The record is from RefSeq and is a predicted model, not a curated record. NCBI's taxonomy places the organism in Eukaryota, Metazoa, Chordata, Actinopteri, Sciaenidae. Gene Ontology annotation, biological process: embryo development; establishment or maintenance of epithelial cell apical/basal polarity; receptor localization to synapse. The coding region runs from base 406 to 3135 and encodes 909 amino acids. Gene Ontology annotation, cellular component: neuron projection; neuromuscular junction; basolateral plasma membrane. The transcript is spliced from 16 exons. Gene Ontology annotation, molecular function: ionotropic glutamate receptor binding; protein kinase binding.